Molecule: messenger RNA, 1545 nt
Organism: Paramecium primaurelia
Lineage: Eukaryota; Ciliophora; Oligohymenophorea; Peniculida; Parameciidae
Source: the annotation of a GenBank genome assembly
AUGUAUUAAAAUAAUAACUAUGAAAUUUUUAAGUUGCCUCAUCUCUAAUAGUACAAAUCUAACAUUACAUUUAUUCCUAAAUCUCCUGAAUAUAUUAAUUAAUAGCAACCACAAUUAUAAGUGAGAUUGGAACUUCCUAAUUUUGGUAUGAUGCCUUAGAGAAAAUAAUAAAUUAUAAGAAAAAAAACACCUCCUAAAAAGUAUAUUGAUGAGUUCCCAGCUUAUUAUUUAGACUUAUUACCAAUACCUCCAUUUCUUAAAGAGCCAGAAUAAAUAAAUUAUUUGAUUUUGCAACAUAAAGGGGAGAGGCCCAAAAAAAUAGAAAUCCAAUAAUUGCCUUCAUUAAGGUAACUUAAAGAAACACCAAAAUUGACAAUAUCUCCUAAAACAACUUCUAUCCUUACUAACAAGCCUAUCAUAAGAUCUUUGAAUUUAUAAGCCUUAGGAUCAGAUUAUUAAUAAAAGGAAUAAGAAAAAUAAACAGAUAAAUAAAAUGGAUAAUUGGAAUAAAUAAAGAUUCAACAGAUCAAGCCUAGAUCUAAACAGCUACAAAGAUGGAUUAAAAGAGUAUAUCAUCUAAAGAUAUGGCUAUCUUUUUAUAAAUUGCUUAUUGAAACAUUAACAGCUAAAACUGAAAUAAUUUUAAAGCAAUAAAGAGAAGAAUUUGCUUAAAAUCUUAAUGGAGCUUUAAGACAAUUAUCUAAUUGGACGGAUGCAACUUUAGAUGAAUUGUUACUUGAAAUUAUAAAUUUAAAAGAGCCUUUAUAUAUGAGAGUAGGUGAAGAAAAGUAAAAUCAAUAAAAAAAAAAAAAUAUAGAAAAUUUAUUAGUUUUAUGCAUGAAAAAGUUAAUUUCUGUAAAUAUUUCUGGUUUUUUCACAAAAUAACUUGGAAUGAUUUUGAACAGAUUAAUAUAACCUUAUUAAUUUCCUCCUGUAUCAUAUUACUUUAAAUUUGAAAUAAUCAGACUAAAGCCUACUGUUUCUGGAAGUCUUGGAUAAAUGGAAAAGAAUCAAUAAAGAAUGAUAAUAAUGCUAUUCAUAUUUAUAAGAUAAGUUUUAUUUGCUUAAAUCUUGAGAGCUUGGUAAUUUCAUCCUAAUUAAACAGAUAAUGAUCAAUAAUUGAUGCUAAUUUAAGCAAACUCUAUAAUAAUUGUCUCAGUUGUACAUGAAAUUAUAAUUAAAUGGAUAGAAAGAAAUGUACCAAAAAAAAGAGGGCUUGAUUUAGAUAUGUUACAUCAUCAAUUUUUAUUUAUAGAAAAACCAUUAACAUAGGAUAAGGAGAAAAUGGAGAAAUAAGGAAAAAAAUAUUAAGAUAAUGAAUUAAUCGAAGGGAUAUUAGGAAGCAAUUAAAUUAUGAAGUACUUGUAAAAUACUAAAGGAGAAUUUGAAAAGUGGGUGAUAUAGUUUGAGAAGGAUAUGUUAAAUUAUUGUGAUUAGAUUUAUGAUCAUCUAACAAAAGAAUUUGAAGAACAACCUAGACAAAGGGAUAGAAUUUGCAAAAUGAUGUCAAUCCACUAUUUAGCAUCUUUAAUUAGAAAAUAUUGA